AUGGUUACUAUAAUCAGCACCAUGGAAACCCAGGUGUCCAACGGUCCGAGCGGAACAAGUCUGCCCAACGGCCCAGUCAUCAGCACUAACGGCGCCACGGACGACAGCAAAACCAACCUGAUUGUCAACUACCUACCCCAGAACAUGACGCAAGAGGAGUUCAAGAGCUUGUUCGGUAGCAUCGGAGAGAUCGAGUCCUGCAAACUGGUUAGGGACAAGAUAACAGGUCAGAGUUUGGGGUACGGCUUUGUGAACUAUGUGGAUCCAAAUGACGCGGAUAAGGCCAUCAACACGCUCAAUGGUCUCAAACUACAGACCAAAACAAUCAAGGUAUCAUACGCCAGGCCAAGUUCGGCCUCUAUUCGUGAUGCAAAUCUUUACGUCAGUGGACUCCCCAAGACCAUGAGCCAGAAGGACAUGGAACAGCUCUUCUCCCAAUAUGGUCGCAUUAUCACAUCUCGUAUCUUAGUGGACCAAGUUACAGCAGGCAUAUCACGUGGAGUGGGCUUCAUCCGGUUUGACAAACGAAACGAAGCGGAGGAGGCUAUCAAGGGUCUGAACGGACAGAAGCCUCUGGGCGCAGCCGAGCCCAUCACCGUCAAGUUUGCCAACAACCCGAGCCAGAAGACGGGCCAGGCGUUGCUGACUCAGCUGUAUCAGACCGCUGCCCGACGCUACACGGGGCCCCUGCACCACCAGACACAACGUUUCAGCGUGAUCCCUUCUCUCGGAAAGGGACCAGAUCCAAAUAACAGCUCAAAACCAAUACUCGACAAUUUACUAAACGCCAGCUACGGAGUCAAGAGUUCUCCUACUCUCUUUCCCAGAUUCUCCCCAAUCACCAUUGACAGCAUGACCAGCCUUGCCGGCGUCAACCUCACCGGUCCCACCGGAGCCGGCUGGUGCAUCUUCGUGUACAACUUGUCACCAGAGGCGGACGAGAGCGUCCUGUGGCAGCUCUUUGGGCCGUUUGGUGCAGUCACCAACGUAAAGGUCAUCCGUGACUUUACCACCAACAAAUGUAAGGGCUUCGGUUUUGUUACCAUGACCAACUACGACGAGGCGGCCAUGGCCAUCGCGAGCCUUAAUGGCUACCGCCUGGGCGACCGCGUGCUGCAGGUUUCCUUCAAGACCAGCAAGCAGCACAAGGCCUGA
This is a messenger RNA of Nerophis lumbriciformis (worm pipefish), 1155 nucleotides long. Lineage: Eukaryota; Metazoa; Chordata; Actinopteri; Syngnathiformes; Syngnathidae. The record is from RefSeq and is a predicted model, not a curated record.